AUGAACAGUCUGGUGGCCACGCCUCCUGUCCCACCUCAUUUCUACGAAAGCCCCCGAUUCUCUCCCUCCCGUAUAAUGUCUACGCCUUCUUCCUCCUACACCAGCCGAAAGCGGAAAGCUGACGAUGAUGGCCACGACCAUGACGGUCGGAUGUCUGCCUCCCCAACGAACUCGCCGGCCUUCACUCCUCGCCAGCUACCGUCCUUCCGAAACAUCAAACGGUCUCGGCCAAACGUCUCUGGUCGGCCUCUUUCUCUCCCUCGCCUCCUCGAGACAUUAGACACGGAUGCCUUGCGGACUGUUGUCCGGACCAUGUGUGAACGCCACCCUCAGCUCGCCGACGAGGUUGCACAUACCUCGCCCCGACCGAGCGUUUCUUCUACCCUCCAAGUGCUUCGAAACUACCAAGCCGCUCUUCAGUCAUCUUUUCCUUUGGGUGGCAAUACCGAGUCUGACUACGCAUACAACCGAGUUCGCCAACCGCUCACGAACCUUCUCGAAGCACUGAGUGACUUCACCCCAAAUUUCCUCCCUCCUAACGAAUCCCAACCUUCCGUUUCUCUGAGCUACCUUGACGGUGCGACCGAUAUCAUCCACGCCUUACCUCGCUGGAGUACACCACAGAAUAAUCUCGAGCGGGACUCUGCUUAUGAUGAGAUGGGCAAGGCCUGGGUCCUGGUGAUCCGUGAGGCUGCUAAACGAGGUGGAGGUAUUCAGCUUCAGUACGGGGGCUGGGAUCAAAAGCUCGCCAAACACAACCAGACUUCAGGUGGCAAACUGCAAGGCGCAGUCAAUGAGUUGGGCUCCAGCCUUGGAUGGAUGAGUGACUCGCCCGCUCACAGCCCCGGGGGAAGCGAUAUGGGCUCUAUACGCGAGCAACUCUUCUCUGGGACCUACGGCCUAAACACGCCCGUCAAAGUUGGCCCCUGGUAA
Molecule: messenger RNA, 933 nt
Organism: Penicillium chermesinum
Lineage: Eukaryota; Fungi; Ascomycota; Eurotiomycetes; Eurotiales; Aspergillaceae
Product: cut8/STS1 family protein
Exons: 2
Coding region: 1-933 (310 amino acids)
Biological process (GO): proteasome localization; nuclear protein quality control by the ubiquitin-proteasome system
Cellular component (GO): nucleus
Source: RefSeq, a predicted model, not a curated record